Molecule: messenger RNA, 2389 nt
Organism: Callorhinchus milii (elephant shark)
Lineage: Eukaryota; Metazoa; Chordata; Chondrichthyes; Chimaeriformes; Callorhinchidae
Product: coiled-coil domain-containing protein 138
Exons: 15
Coding region: 52-2133 (693 amino acids)
Source: RefSeq, a predicted model, not a curated record
GGCGGGGGUGGGGUGGGGUAUAAGUUGACGGCAGGAGCACAUUUGGUCGAGAUGGGAAGUCAGGAGGAGCCGAACACCCACCGUCUUGUGGAGCGGCUGAAGCGCAGGGCCCUGACAGAGCGCGGCCGGGGCUCGGCGCUGGCGCUGCUCGGCGGGGCUCAGGACUCCACACUAAAUGGAACAAGAAUUAGUCUGAAUUUCAGUCAAUCCUCAGAUGCCAGGGGCCGUUUUGAUAUGUCAUCAGAAAAGAUUCCUUCGUCAGGAAAAUUGCCUGCGUCUGGUCUGACGUAUAGUGAGAGAAAGCACUACAAUCAAAUACUACAUGACCUAUGCAAGAGAGUAAUAACUAGCCCUGCUUGGGUUGAGGAUGCCUAUGAAUCUGCUAAUUCAGAUCAAGCAACAGACGAUGAAUUGAGUGAGGAAGAAGCUGAGAAGCACACUGUACAAGACACAGGAACACAGUUUUACACCGAAACUGGUCAGUACUCCCAGAAUUCAGAUGUUACAUUGCCUUCCAACCUAGCCGCUACUACUGUCACAUCAGCUGGAGUUCCUUACGUAAAUGACAGCUUCACGCCAUCCAAGAGGAAUGCAAGUUUUUCAGAAUCCUUAAUUUGGAAAGAACAAGGCUAUCUCCCUCCAGAUAUAAUGAAGAUUUAUGAUGAGUUAACUUUCAUACACCAGAAAUUACAGAAGGAAAGUGCAGCAGUGCAGGAAAGCAAGCGUCAGGUUAUUGUACACGAACAGCACCUAACUAAGAGAGAGGCUCUGCUGCUGAAGCAUCAGGUUGCCUUGACAAAACUAAGAGGUGUGGAAGAGGAGGUUCAUGCCAAGUUUCAGAUUAUGAAAGAGCAACAUGCUGCAGAAGUCAGUCAGCUCACAGAUGCCUUAAAGGAGAAGAUGAAAGAAAACAAGAGGCUUAAAUCCUCCUUUGACACAUUAAAGGAAUUGAAUGACUCCUUGAAAACGCAGAUUAAUGAUGUAAGCAAAAAGAACAAAAAAAUGGAAACUCAGGGUAAAAAGGUUCAAAAUCGCUUAGAAAAUCUGCAGAGGAAGAAUGAAUUGGCUGCAGCACAGAAGUCUCGGGAAAACAUUGCCACCAGUGUAAAGGAGAUCAGACCAGAAAAACAGGAUAUGUUUCAGCAAAUUCCUAAAAUGAGUAACCGACCUGCUGUAAACAGUAAUUUCUGUGAGCUGCUUGGAAUCCUGCUGGACUGGAUCACGGACAGUCACCUUUGCCACUCGUCAUCAGAGGAUGAUGGUAAUAGCCAAAGGGCCCCAGACCCAAGUGGUUUACCUGUGAAAUAUAUUCAAGACAAGUGUGCAAAGACCUUGCCAUUACUCACAGAGCAAGUCCAUUCGAUGCCACCCGGAAAUGCCAAACUACAGCUCACACUGGUGAGAUUCAUUUAUUGGGCUUUAAAGCACAUGGAUAGAGCAGCACCCCACACCACCAUUAUCUCAACAAUGCGAAGAUUAGGAGAAGAACUGUAUCGUGGAGCUGCACCCCGGCUCGUGCAGGAGAACCCUUCAGAUGUUCCAGAAACCAAACCAAAGACAUCUGCUUUCUUUAGGAGCUCUGAUCUUAAUAUUCGAUUUCUGUCGACCCUAAGCAUCCUCAAGACAAUUACACAAGUUGAUAUCGUGGCUCAAGCCUUUGACACUCUCCAUAUGGAUCUGAAGAUAGAUGGUGGGAAGGCCUUGUUCUUGGAGCACCGGGCUAUCCCGAUCAUUCUCGUGUACCUGAAACCCUCCAGCAAAGGUCUGCUGUCCAGCGCUGUAGACAUAUUUCUACAGAUGACAAUGGAGUCAAGAUAUUUGCAGUCUUUUCUCGAAGCAUGCAGCAAUGAAACUUGGUUCCGGACUUGUUCUCUGCUUCUAAGAUAUCCUAAACUGGAGUGGCAAAUACUAGAGAAACUCAGUGUCAUCCUGCAGAAACUUUCCAAAAUAAAGAGCAAUAAAAAACUAUUUGAAUUGUUCACAAUCCACAUUCUGAUUCAAGAACUGCACAGGACGACAGACCCAGAGCAUACUUUCCUGGCCAUCAACCUCCAAUCGAUUCUGUUUAAUCUAGGCAUGAUUAAAGGCAGUACUUUAACCAGCAAUUUGAACACCAGCCAUUUAAAUCACUGAACAUUGAACCAUUUUUACUGCAGCAAUUGACUUUUUUAACAAGUAUAUUGUUUAAAACAAAAAAUGGCUGGGCAUCUUUCUGGGACUUGUUUUAUAAUGAUUGGUAUAUUGGUUUGUUGAAAUCAAAUGUUUAUUUCAAUGUACGUACUGUUCUUUCUGAUUGUUAGAAUUAAGAUUUUGCAAUUUUUAAAUUAAAUCAGUGGAAACAUUAUGCUGCUUCCUUAUGAACUGUAAAUAAAGGUAAUUAUUUAAAGUA